Molecule: messenger RNA, 3696 nt
Organism: Didymodactylos carnosus
Lineage: Eukaryota; Metazoa; Rotifera; Eurotatoria; Philodinida; Philodinidae
Source: the annotation of a GenBank genome assembly
AUGGCUGGAAAUGGUUAUGAAUCGUAUGGCGAUGAUAAUGUUGGUAAUAUAAUCAUUGACGCAAAUAAAACACCAAAAAACAAUGGUUUUAUGUAUAACACUGGUGAUGAUGCUGUACCAGAUUACAAUGAAGCAUUUCCAAAAUUGGUUGGUGAUAAACGUGCACCCGAAUCCAGUUUAUUUCUGUCAUCUUCAAAAACAAUGACGACAAAUAGUGGAAAUAUAACUUCAUCAAAUGCAAAUAAUAACAAUAUGCAUACGACAACAUCAGCUACAAUCACUCAACGCUCAGAUGAUGAUGAAAAACGACGAAAAAUGGCUAUUCAUGCAACAACAUCGACAACAAAAAUAAUUGAAAUUCCACCAGAAGAACGUUUAGCCGAUAAUCCUAGACGAAAUAAUAAUCAGAAUCAGAAUAAUCAACGAAAUAAUGCUGGAAACAAUUCUGUUGGAAAUAACUUUGGUCAAUCAUUACAAAAACUAUGUACACGAAUAGAAAAAGACACAGCUACAAAUAUAACAUUUUUUUAUAAAGAUCAAACACUGGUUGUUAGUAUUACUGGUAAACCGGAUAGCGUACGCACAGCACAGAUGUUAAUUUUAAAUGAAUUACAGGCACGCGUUCGUCUAGCUGUUCAUAUACCACCAGAAUACCAUCGUUUUAUUAUUGGUGCAAAAGGAGCAGUAUUACAAAAAUUAGAAAGUGAUACGUUGACAAAAAUAGCUGUACCACAACAAGAUUCGAAAUCAGAUGCAAUUAUUGUUUCCGGUUCAAAAGAUGGUGCGAAACUAUGUGAACAAAAAAUAUUAGAAAUAUAUAAUCAACAAGCAAACAAAGGUCACGAACGUUUAGUCAUUCCACAUCUAUAUCAUCCAUGGAUUAAGAAUCAUUUGCAAGAACAAUUAUCGACUGAAUUAAAAGUUCUCAUUGAUAUUCCUCCAUCCAUUAAGCAAACUGAUGAAAUAUCUAUACGCGGUGAGCGUGAACCCGUUGAACAAGCAAAAAUGAAAAUAAUGCGUUACUACAAGGAAUUGGAUGGUAAAAUCAUGACAUUUCCAUUAGAUAUACCAAAACAGCAACAUCGUUUUAUUUUGGGUAAAAAAGGAUCGGGUUUAAAAGAAAUUUUUGAUGCUACAGAUGUUGAUGUUAAAAUACCACAACAAGACGAUGAUACGUCAACAAUUCAGGUGAUUGGUGAAAUGUCAAAAAUUGGUGAAGCUAUUACCAUGAUUUAUAAAAUAGCCAAUGCAGUAACGUUAGUUCAAAUCGAUGCACCCAGAUGGAUGCAUAGUGUUGUACGUGGUGAACGAAGUGUCAACAUCGACAACUUCAAGCAACAAUAUCCUGAAGUGAAAAUAUUUUUUCGUCAAGAUCGUAUCGAUGUUGAAGGACCACCGGAAGAAGUUGAACCUGUUCGAACGCAAAUUCAAGAAGCAAUUGAUAGCCUUAAAUUGAGUAAUACAACGUAUCAAGAAUUAGUUAUUGAUCCACAACAUUAUAAGCAAUUAAUUGGAAAAAAUCAAAUACGAUUACAUGAAUUACAAGAUGAAACGGGUUGUGAUAUUCGAUUUCCGAUAUUCGAUUCGAAUAUUCGAAUCGUAAAAUUAAUGGGCUCAGCAACAAGUGUCGAAAAAGCAAAACAGUUAUUAUUAGAUAGAGUAGCAAAACUAGUAAAUGAACGUGUAACAGAUAUUUCAAUUGAACCACAAUAUUAUCCACAAAUAUUUGGUUCAUAUGGGAAAAAAAUAGAUGAAAUUCGUCAAAAAUUUCAUGAUGUUCAAAUAACAUUUCCAGAUGCUAAUGAUAAAAGUAAUAAAGUUAAAUUACGUGGCGAUAAAGAUGAUGUUGAAAAAUGUACACGUUAUUUACAACAAAAAGUAAAAGAUAUGUAUUCACUUGGUGUAACCGUACCAAAAAAAUUUCAUCGUAUGAUUAUUGGUAAAGGUGGUGCGAAUAUUCAGAAAAUACGUGAAGAAGUCGAUGUUCGUAUUGAUAUACCAGCGGAUAAUCAAGAUUCAGAAGUCAUUAAAAUAUCAGGUAAAAAAACAGAUGUUGAUAAAGCAAAAACAAUGAUUGAUACAAUCGUUCAACAACUUAAUGCUAAUUUUGAAAAUUCUGUCGAGGAUACGAUAACAAUUGAUCCAAAAUUCCAUACAAAAUUUUUUUCACGUAAUCGUGAACUAUUACUAGAAUUACAACAUCAAUAUGGCGAUGUGAAUAUUAAAUUUCCCGAACGUAAUACACAAAAUGAUCAAAUACUAUUGCGUGGAACGAAAGAAGCAGUUGAAGGUGUUAAAAAACGUUUAAAUGAAUUAAUUGAUACAUGGGAGAAUACAAUUACACGUGAAAUGAAUAUAUUACAAAAACACCAUGGCUAUUUGUUAGCACAAGGUGGAUAUUAUAUUCAACCUAUACAAAAAGAACAUAAUGUGCAAAUUAAAUUUCCUGCACGUCGUCAACCUCAGGAUGAUCAACAACAAGAAUCAGAUUCACAACAAGACGUAGUUAAACUUAUUGGCAGACAAGAAAAUAUUGAUAAAGCCAUGAGUGAUUUAGAAAAAUUGAUACCUAUUGACGAUACCGUUGAUAUUCCACGCGAAUUAUACGGACAAUUAUUAGGAAGACAAGGUAGUAAUAUUCAAGCAUUACGAGAUCAAUAUCCCGACGUACAAAUAUUAUUUCCAACAGCUGACUCCGGUUCAAAUAUAAUUACUUUAUAUGGUCUACGUGAACCAGUGGAAGCUGUUAAAAAAUAUUUAUUAGAACGUCAUGAAAAAUAUCGUGAAGUAAAAGUUUAUAUUAAACCUGAACAUCGUUCAUUAAUUAUUGGCCCACGCGGUAGAACCGUAAAUAAUUUAAGAACUAAAUAUGAUGUUAAUAUAAAAGUUCCACAAAAUGAUGAUCAAUCUGAAGAAAAUAAAGGUGAGAAUGAUGUUAUUAUUCAAGGUAAUGAAGAUAAAGUGAAUGAGUGUCGUGAUGAAAUAUUGGCAAUUAUUAAAGAUGUCGAAUCGAAAAUAACAAUGGCAAUUGAAAUUGAUCCACGUAUACAUGCACGAAUUAUUGGCACAGGUGGUAGUAAAUUACAGCAAAUACAAAAGGAUUAUAAUGUUGAUAUACGUUUUUCACAAUCAAAUAGUUCAAAUGUAUAUGUUAGCGGAAAAGAUCAAGACAAAAUUGAUGCGUGUAUCGAUCAUCUAUUAGUACUAGAAGAAGACUUCCUUCAAGAUAUGCCCCAUCGUCAAACAUCUAAUAUACAGCAACAAGGUGAAAUGACAUUUCAACAUCAAUUACUUGAGCAACAACAACCUGAUCAAGUGACAGCAAAUGCCAUAACAUUUGUUGGAGCUAAAAAACAGAAACAACAAAAGCAGACAUCAUUUAAAGUUAAAAAUGCACCAUGGGGUUCAUCGUCAAACGAUGAAAAUAAUAAUAAUAACGAUGAACAACAUACAUCAUCAAAUAUGAAUGGUACAGCUCAAUCGCCAAAACAAAAUGGGACAAAAACAUCAAAGAAAGAUAGACAAAAUAUAUUGGACACUAAUGAUUUAGCUAAAUUUGUAGACCGUGAAUUUCCAACAUUUGCAAAUAACGGUUUGACAUUGUCAACAAAUGAAGUAAAUAAUCAGCAACAGUCAGUCGUUAAUACAAUACCAAUUAGUUGGGGACCAUCAUCUAAACGAAAAGAAAAAACAUAA